Messenger RNA from Plectropomus leopardus (leopard coralgrouper), 3543 nucleotides. It is a transcript of the gene june, whose product is annotated as JunE proto-oncogene, AP-1 transcription factor subunit. Gene Ontology annotation, molecular function: transcription factor binding; DNA-binding transcription factor activity, RNA polymerase II-specific; RNA polymerase II cis-regulatory region sequence-specific DNA binding. NCBI's taxonomy places the organism in Eukaryota, Metazoa, Chordata, Actinopteri, Perciformes, Serranidae. Gene Ontology annotation, biological process: regulation of cell cycle; regulation of transcription by RNA polymerase II; regulation of cell population proliferation. Gene Ontology annotation, cellular component: transcription regulator complex. The record is from RefSeq and is a predicted model, not a curated record.
CUCGGAUGCUUCAGCAGCUCUCUGCUUCUCUCUGCACACAUCUUCCUCUUCUUCUUCUCUCCUCAUCUCUUCUUCUUCUUCUCUUCGUCCUGCCUUCAUCCUCCAGCCGCAGACGUCAGUGGAACGUUUCAAUCCCCUCUGAUAUCCAGGUUAAUCUGAUUAUGAAGAUAUCCUCUGAGACACCUCUUUGUCAAUGACGGCCAAGAUGGAGACUCCUUUCUACCACGACGACUCCCCCGCCGUCCCAGGCUUCAGCCAGGUUGCUGAAUAUGAGCGUUACCCCGGAAACAAGAUGCUGAUGAGUAAGAAGGCCAUGUCAGCAGUGGGGAGUCAUCACUUCCCCGGCGGUGGUGUGGCAGGAGGUAGAGGCGGGAACCACAGCAACCUGGGGCUUACCGGCAACACCUCCCUGAUGACGUCAGCAGUGUCCUCGGCAGACAUGAACCUACUGAAGCUGGCGUCCCCUGACUUGGAGCACCUGAUCAUCCAGUCAAACCAGGGACUGGUUACCACCAGCCCUGUGUCAAACUCCACCAAUGCUUUCCUGUACCGAAACCAGGCCACCAACGAGCAAGAAGGGUUUGCGGAUGGUUUUGUCAAAGCGCUCGCCGACCUUCACAAGCAAAACCAGCUGGUGGGAGGUGGCCCCAUGUCCCCGUCCUCAUCCUCCACCGUUUCACUGCAGACGUCCUACCAGAGGAACCUGAUGUCUGGUGGAGACAUGCCCGUCUACACCAACCUCAGCAGCUACAACCCAGGCCAGAUGACAUACCCCGGGGGGCAAAUGGCAUACGGUAGCAGCUCUAGCCAUGGCAACAGUGGAGCCUCUCAACCCCACGCCCGAGGCCUGGAUGCUCCACAGACCGUCCCAGAGGUGCCUCACCCAUCUGGUGACCCCACAUCCCCGCCCUCCCUUUCCCCAAUUGACCUGGAGACACAGGAGCGGAUCAAAGCAGAGCGCAAAAAGCUACGCAACCGCAUUGCUGCGUCCAAGUGCCGCAAGCGGAAGCUGGAGCGAAUCUCGCGGUUGGAGGAGAAGGUCAAGGUCCUGAAGAACCAGAACUCGGACCUGGCCUCCACCGCUGCCAUGCUGCGGGAGCAGGUCGCGCAGCUCAAACAGAAGGUCAUGAGUCAUGUUACCAAUGGCUGUCAGAUUGCCGUCGGCUCAGGUGCCGCCAAGUCUGGAGGAGGAGGGGGAGGCACCGGCAGCGAGGACUCCAGCUGCUGAGGAGAGGUGGACACCCGCAAAAUGAGCACAAGCUGAGGCACCGAGGGUUUACUUUGACGAUUUUGCCAUUUUGCUCGCACCCUCAGUUGGAGCGAGCAGAGAGAGAGGCGUCAGGACAGACGGAUGCUUAACAGGAUCCGUGUAGCCCCGUAAACCGCUGUCUGUCAUCCAGUCACAGGGGGCGGAGCUUAGAGGAGAAAGAGGAGACAGAGGAAGGGAUAAAUCCCUGUCAAGAGCAAAAUUCAAAUUUGACAAUUUGAAUUUUGAUGUCGAUUUUUUUUUCAGAGGAGAUGGUGGCAAAUUAAAUCUAAAGCGACGAAAAGGUGAUUUCAGUUUACUGACUGAUGUCAUUCCAUCUCAGCAAAUAAAAACAGUGGAAUUUGUUUUCCAUCACUGACUUUUUGGGGGAUUAUGAUAAAAACAUUGUUUGAAUAUUUGACAUGUUAAAAUGAAUUUUUUUUACAGUGUGAAGAUGAGCUUUUAUUUUGAAACAGAGUUGCGAAGAUUGCUGAUAAGGAGCAAAUGCUCAAAUAAUAAAUACUGAUGUAAUUCGUAUUUAAAAAACAGUGUCAAGUAAUCAGAUUACUUUAAUUACAGAGAGGGGACUGCAAUUUGAAUUUUCUUUUCAUAAUUUACAAUAAUCAGUUAUCAAAAGAGUGGCAAGGAGACAGUCUGUUACUGUUUUUACUACAGUCCCACGGUGUGCUCUCACAGCUAUGGGACCAACACUCCAUAUCUUUGUUUUUACAGUAACUCUUCAUGGUUACUGUAAUAGAUGUAUGUAAUCUGAUUACUAAUUACUAACAGAUGUGGUUGGUAAUAAUCCAGUGACUGUUUUGAACUGUGUUUCUGUGUUUUCUUCAUCUGUUAUUGCUGGAAGUUAAAAAACAAAACAAAACAAAAACCUUUAAGCUGCGUUUUGAUUGAUCAGAAAAGUUUGUUGUUUUUCGAGCUGGCUGGUUGUUUGUUUUUGUUUUUUUGGUGUUAUUGUUGGACGGUGGAAAUGGUCCUCACAUUUUCUGGAUCUUUUAAGAAUCAGGAUUGAAGGGAAUGCUUAACUUAAGACCUGUCAGUCAAGAGGUCUGUAUAUGGUUUGAAUAUCUCAGUUUGAUUUAACUUUUCAAUUAGUGGAGUAAAAUCCUGAUAUGGAGGGAGAACUUCACUUUCACAGCUGUUUUUGUUUAAAGGAAGUUGACAUGUAUUUGACUGAUUGUUUACACUGAUAUUUUCUGCAACAACAGAAAUAUUACUGACAUGAAAAAUGUCAGAUAACCUUAACUUCUUUAUUCUAAUUUCAUAACAGUAUGGUGGAUAAGAUAUGACUGUUGAAUAUUUAUCAUUUUGAUAAUUAGUUUGCAAUUUUUAAUGGAAGGCCAUUUCUGCCAGAAAAAGACAAAAAAGUAUGGCAUGAUGAAAGUGAAAAUGCUCUUGUAUAAUCUCAUUUAGCAUAAUUUGACCUGCUAUGUUGACAUACUCAACUCAUUUUUGAUAAUUUGAUUGAAAUCCUCAGAAUUUUAAUCUUUAUUGCAUAAUUUUGACUUGUUAUGUCUAACUAUGUUGUUGUUCAGUCCCGAAGGCCCAAUUUUUAAUCCUUAAUGUAAACAAAAUGUAUAUGAAGGAUAAUCCACUUCUAGCUGCAGUUUCUUAGGUCCUGAAGAAGCUAGCAGAGGUCCUUAAAGAAGUUGAGGAGGACCUCAGGGAGACUGUAGAGGUACUUAAGGGGUUUCCUGAGCUAUCUGAGAAGGUAGUAGAAGGAUAGGUUCCUGAGGUCCUUGAAUAUGUUGUAUAGGUAUCUAGAGCUGCUUUUGCACUGCACAAAACACCCUCUAAAACCUGCUAUUAUCUGGCACUUUAAGGUAACAAUCUGUAUUCGCACCCACGUCAAUUGACUCUACACAGGUAUGUACUGAUUUUAGCCCCUUUAUCAGCGAGAUGCAAUGAAGCACAUGUGCGAAAUACCAUCCAUCUCUGUCAAUAAUUGUCAAUAAUCAAAAGUUUGCAUCAAAUUUGAAUUUGAAAGACUGAAUAAGUAAUAGAUAUAUGAAGAGAAGUAACCAGCUUAAGUUUUCACAGGCCUCUGUGCUGCUUUCAACUUGUUAUUAAUCUGUUCUCCAGCCUGUCUGUGAUGCUGAACGUGAAACACGAAAAAAAAAAAAAAAACAACACACACUCAUAGAGAGGCACACCCAUCUGCUGCAGAGCUGUGUACACAGCUCUAUUCUACUGGCAAUGUAAAAGCAGUCUAAAGCCUUUAUUUAGUGAGUUAAACUGUACUUUAGGAAAACUGCAUUUGGAAGAGGAGUAAAGGAGGACCU